Molecule: messenger RNA, 1234 nt
Organism: Drosophila bipectinata
Lineage: Eukaryota; Metazoa; Arthropoda; Insecta; Diptera; Drosophilidae
Product: serine protease inhibitor 42Dd-like
Molecular function (GO): serine-type endopeptidase inhibitor activity
Source: RefSeq, a predicted model, not a curated record
UCAGAUGGUGGGUCGCUUUCUGCUGCUUUGCGUAUUAUUCCAGCCAUCUCUCCAACUGCAAAAGAUCUCGGACAUUACUGUGGUGUCGCGGAUAUUCUAUUACCAUUCCAAUGUCAAUAUGCUGGUAUGUCCGGCAGGAGUGGAGGAUAUAUUGAUGCAGCUUUACCUGGGAUCGUCGGGAGCUUCGAACAGAGAGCUAAAAACCGCAUUGGGCGCUAGGGGCGCAAACCUGACGACCUUUAUGGAGUCCUAUCGAAGCUCCCGAUCACAGAUCGCAAGGGAUAAUCCACAAUAUCACUUCGCCAGUCGGUUAAUCACAGCCAAGAGCGUGAAGCUUCUACCCCACUUCCAGAAACUAUCCCAACAAUAUCUCAAUAUGACUACCGACAAUACCCUGAGUGCCCAGAAUGCCGCGAGCAUCAAUCAAUGGAUAUCCUCGGAAACAAAUGGUAAAAUCCAACAGCUGUUAGACCCACUGGCGUUGUUGAGCGACUCGUCAAAGCUUCUCUUCGUAAAUACCAACACCUUUGAAGCCAACUGGAUCGGCAUAAAGAGAACCAUUCAGCAGAAUUUUUUUAUGCCGCUGACGGAACAACAUGUCCCCACUACCAUGUUAAUGCUCGAGGGGAAAUAUUCAUACAUAUACCAAAAGAAAUUGGAGGCCUACGUGGUGAUUAUUCCCCUUUCCAACGCCACAAUGUCCAUGGCUCUGAUAGUGCCCAAAACCUUCAGGGGCAUUGCCAAAGUGGAGAAGAACCUGAAGUAUCUGGACUUGGAUGCUAGUCAUCUCAAAAAUGUUAGAAUCAAAGUGCCACUCUUCAGAAUCCACUACAGUCAGGAUGUGACCCAAGCACUGAUUGAUGUCGGAGUGAACCACAUAUUCACUCACACCGAUCUUGACAAGCUCACCAAACCGAGGCAGAGACUCAAAGUCGACAGGAUCUUGCAGUCAAAUUUUAUCGAAGUUAACAAUCAGGGAGUUUCGGCUGGAUCGGCUUCAGAUGAUUUCUUAAUGGACAGAACGAGUCCCAAAACAGUCAAGAUGUUAACAGUGAAUCGUCCUUUCUUGUUUGCUAUUGUGAAGGAUAAGAAGAUUUACUUCUUUGGUCGAGUUAUUCGACCUGAUGCUUGAACUUCAGUCUUAAAAUCUAAGCACUAUGAAUUCUUUCAAAUAAAAUAAGAUUUUGUUAAUCCGUAAGGAUUAACUUGAGCAAAGGGUACAUAAACCUAAUAU